This is a messenger RNA of Fusarium oxysporum Fo47, 2553 nucleotides long. RefSeq names its product fungal specific transcription factor domain-containing protein. The record is from RefSeq and is a predicted model, not a curated record. The transcript has 7 exons. NCBI's taxonomy places the organism in Eukaryota, Fungi, Ascomycota, Sordariomycetes, Hypocreales, Nectriaceae. The coding region runs from base 1 to 2553 and encodes 850 amino acids. Gene Ontology annotation, biological process: DNA-templated transcription. Gene Ontology annotation, molecular function: DNA binding; zinc ion binding.
AUGUCUCCGUACGCGGUCAGCCAUGCACCAAUUGUCACCUCGACUGCAAGAAUUGUCUGGUGGUUGGACGCGCUUCCAGGCUCUCUUUUCUUGCCUUUACUAACUCACAUCGUCUCAAGAAAUCAGCAGGUACCAAGGAACGAGACAAGCUGGUCGCCCCGAGAUGAUUAUCAGGGAGACGAUCGGCAGCUGUCGGAGCAACUGGAAGACGACGAGGUUGAUGAAGCCAACAAUGCCAAUGACUCUGAACCUCCCCCCACAGGCACUGAGACACUCGAUGACCACCCUGGGUUAUCCUUUCAUACACCCAGCCUCGACCCUGGUUUGUUGACAUUCGGUGAUGCUAUCGACGACACUGCCUUCUUUGAAAAUCGCCCUGGCGACAACGAGACAGAGACCGCAGAGAUACACUCGACGUCAUCUAGAUAUGAUGAUGGUCCACCCGUCAUAGAAACAAGCUCAUCAGAACAAAGUUCAACGCAUAGUCUCAAGAUGACGGCUCCUAACAUUCCAUCUACCCGACCGGGAGCCCAGAGGACCAGCACAAGUACUACAGUGCUCUUCGUUCACUAUCCGUACCUGAAAGUUCACAGCAUUCAUUCGAUUGCUCAGCAAGACCUCAACUACAUGGAGGCUCAAGGAUGUUUACACGUCCCAACUCGACCGAUUCUCGAUAACUUCGUUGAGCAAUAUUUUAGACACCACCAUCCUCUAAUUCCGCUCCUCAAUGAAGGUGACUUUUGGGAAAUGUACUCUCAGAAGGAAUCCACAGGUCCUCAGGCCACCAUGUCACUUCUGGUGUUUCAGGCUAUGCUUUUUGCUAGUUGCAACUUCGUGUCUCUUCACAUCAUCAAGCAACUAGGUUUCUCGAGUCUUAGAACUGCUCGAGCAGAAUUCUACAGACGAACAAAGGUUAGUGUCAGAGCAACCCAAUGGUCCGCCACUAAAUUAACCAAAAACCUGCAGCUGUUGUACGAUCUAGGAUCUGAAACGUCGUCACUCCCUUUAGCUCAAGCAGCCAUUCUCAUGAUGGGCUGGGUACCACCCUCGAACACGACCCUAAAUCCCUACAAGACCUGGCUGAGCUUAGCCAUCCAGCACGCCAGAAGUAUCAACGCGGAUCGAUACACAGAAGUGCCAGAGCUAAUAGAAAUUACAUCCACGAAACAGCGGAAAUACCAAAAUUCUCUCCACCGCUUAUGGUGGUGCUGUGUCAUCAUGGAUCGUAUCUCGCCGCUCUGCACGCGUUUUAGUCUCCACAUCACCCACGACCGUUUUGACUUCAAGAACACAAUCCCUUUGGGCGCCGAACACCUUCAGGACGAUAUAUAUCGAUCGAGCGUAUUCACUCCGGCUAUUAAACGACGACAAAUAGGCAUCUUCUCCAAGUUCCUUGAACUCAUGAUUCUUUUGACUGAUGUGCUUACCCUGACAUACCCGUUUGAGGACUCUGUUAGGUCCAAGUCACGAUUUGCCGAGGAUGAAGACCUCGCCUUUGAGAGAUGCGAGGCCUCCUUGAAGGCCUGGUAUGUGAGAGUCUCGGCCCAGUUUCCUCCUUUUGAGAAUGAACCCAAAGACUCUUAUGGAAAAGGGAAUGAUCAGGAGAAAUCCAUUGUGCUACAGACGAAUCUCAUGUACAUCUACUAUCACACUGCAUCCAUUGCACUCUGUCACUAUAAGAUACUUCGGCAGUCUCUCACAUCCGAUUCUGCGGGUGAAGAUACAGCAAGGCCAGGGCGAAGUUUGAAACUCCAACAAAGCUCAUUCGAGGUGCAAGACGCUGCUCAGAAGAUCACGAAAUGCUAUGAGGAGCUUACCCGCCGUCGCUUGGCCCGUUGGCUCCCGAUAUCAGCGCUUGCUUGUCUAGCCACACCAUUGACGCUUCAUACCAUCACCGCGCGAUUAUCAUCGCUCAGUAAUGAGCUGUCAUGUAACGGAUCCGUAGAAGCCGGCUCAACUCCGGCAUCAAAUCAGGAUCGACUGAAAUACUAUGGUGUAGAGUGGGUGAGACAGACAGCGAGACACGUUGCCAAUUUAGCCCAGAUUGACAGCCAAUGUCUAUUCCAAGCCAGCGGGAGUUCUUUCACAGACUGGUGUCAGAUUCUGAGAAGUCAACCGAACAUGUACCUGAGAAUGAUCUGGACUGUCGAUGUCUGUAUCAGCAAAGGCAGGCAGCCGGAAGAAUUUGACUUCCCGGCAUGGCUACGCUGCUUGUUGAAGAGGAGCAAAGGAUCAAGGACCAGGCCGCGUCGAUUAUCGUAUACGACUGAACAAACUGUUAGACAAACAGGCCUCAUCGACGAAGACCUGCUGGCCUUUGUGACUGACCCCAAACUCUCUGCCGCCGAUGGGGAUAUCUUUGGUGAGCCAUUGCUAGAAUUGUUCGAUCCGCAGAAGCUCGGGAUAUCUUAUGAUCAACAGAGGAACGGGAUUGGUGCUGGUGGUAGCUCAUCUCAGGGGGGAGUGGAUAGAAUGGAUUGGGACUUGGUUGAAGCAAUGCAUGAUGCCACUGAGAACAUACUGGAUCGGUUGGGUGCAGACUUCAUGGCUUGA